AUGGCCGCUACUGCUAAACGCCCCGAAAUUAUCGAGCUUGCCCGCGGGCUGAGAGGGGUCCCCAUGUGUGAAGACUACGAGCGCAUGAUCUCCGGAAUGAUGUACAAUCCCAAUAUCCCGCAGCUGCUAGAGGCGCGGCAUUUGUGUCGUGGCCUUUCUGCGGACUACAACAACCUGGACACGAAGACAGUGACGUUUGAUAAGAUCGGCGAUAAGCGACUUGAACUUCUGCGGAAAUUGGUCGGCAAAGUUGGCGAUGGCACUUUUAUUGAGCCGCCCUUUCUGCCUGACUACGGCUGCAAUACUGUGAUCGGGAAGGAUUGCUUCUUUAAUUGGAACGUCACAAUCCUCGAUACUAGCCUUGUCACUAUUGGCGACCGUGUGCAAAUUGGAACCGGAGUUAGCAUUAUCACGGCUGGUCACGAUACCAGUGUUUUGUCGCGUCGGAAGUUCGUCGAAUUCGGCCACCCGAUCUUCAUUGAAGAUGACUGCUGGAUCGGAAGUAAUGUCGUUAUUUUGCCUGGUGUCACGAUCGGUCAAGGCUCAACCAUUGGGGCGGGAUCCGUGGUCACUAAGGAUAUUCCGCCGUUCUCUAUCGCCGUUGGCACCCCUUGUCGUGUGAAGAAGACCAUUCCGUCUGCAGAAGAGGAGGAGCAAGAUCCAAACAACCAGUAUCGCAAUUUGGUCCGUGAAGAUCGAUAG
Molecule: messenger RNA, 702 nt
Organism: Penicillium brevicompactum
Lineage: Eukaryota; Fungi; Ascomycota; Eurotiomycetes; Eurotiales; Aspergillaceae
Product: sugar O-acetyltransferase
Exons: 3
Coding region: 1-702 (233 amino acids)
Molecular function (GO): acetyltransferase activity
Source: RefSeq, a predicted model, not a curated record